This is a messenger RNA of Pan troglodytes (chimpanzee), 853 nucleotides long. RefSeq lists its product as uncharacterized. Lineage: Eukaryota; Metazoa; Chordata; Mammalia; Primates; Hominidae. The record is from RefSeq and is a predicted model, not a curated record. The transcript has a single exon. Bases 100 to 729 code for a protein of 209 amino acids.
UUACAGACGAGGACCCUGGAUAAAAUGUUUUACCAAGAAUCACACAAAUUGUAAGUGGUAGGGCCAGGACACAGACAGGGAGUGUGGUUCCAAAGGCCUAUGCUUUCCAGUCAACUAUGCCGCGUGCACAGCCUCCCACCCACCGCCAACCCAGCUGCCCUCUGCUCACUCGCUCAACAGAUGUUUACUAACAUCAGGUCCCCCUGCUCUGGCCCCCAGGGCAGCCCCGGGCUUCCGAGAAGGACCCAUAUCCACCUCUGGCCUCACUCUGCCCAUAUGUACUUUCUGGUGACUUCUUCCUUGCUCCCUUUCCCACUAAUCCAACCAGGAUGUUCCAGAACCAGAUUUAAGACGCUUUGCUCUCUGAGACACACAAGUGCACCCACAGAGGAGGGACAUGGUCCUGUGCGGAGACCCUGUGGCAUACACUGUCUGAGCCAUCUGUCCCAUCCCAGAGGAAGACCUCAGGGUCACCCCACCCACAUGAGACCAGCCCUGCAGCAAGCUCUCCUGUCCCACCCAUCUCUCCUCCUCCCUUGGAGAAGCUCUCCUGACUCUGCUGUCCAGGUAGGCCCCUCUAUGAUUCUCAGGAGGAUCCCAAUGGCUGGGCACCUCUGCUUCCCACACCGGCCACAGCUGCUGGACAGCAGGGACUGUUGCACUUACACCUGUAUCAAUACACCUGUGCUCAACAGUCACAUGGUACAGGAAGGAGUGUGUGGCCAGUAAGUGGAGCUAAGUCUAGACGCCACCAGAAGCUGGGCAUGGUGGUGCACGCCUGUGGUCCCAGCUACUCAGGAGGCUGAUGUGGAAGGAUUACCUGAGCUCAGGAGUUCCAGGCUGCAGUGAGCUA